This is a messenger RNA of Oldenlandia corymbosa var. corymbosa, 1023 nucleotides long. NCBI's taxonomy places the organism in Eukaryota, Viridiplantae, Streptophyta, Magnoliopsida, Gentianales, Rubiaceae. The record is from the annotation of a GenBank genome assembly.
AUGGAAAUGAUGAGUAUGAAUAGGAAGAAGAUGUGGGGAGGGAAGGGGUGGAUAUUGGUGAUGAUGCUGAUGAGUUUGAGUUUGGGGACAGUGGUGGUAGAGUCGCAAUUAGCAGAGAACUUCUACAGUUCAACUUGUCCAAACCUGGAAGAUAUAGUGCUUCAGUCCGUCAAAACCAAGCUGUCUCAGACCGCACCUUUGACCAUUCCAAUUCCGGCCACCCUUCGUCUCUUCUUUCACGACUGUUUUGUUGAGGGAUGUGAUGGAUCAAUUCUGAUAGCGUCCCCGAAUAUGGAUGCGGAGAAAGAUGCAGAGGACAACCUUUCCCUGGCGGGAGAUGGGUUUGAUACGGUGAUUCAGGCCAAAGCAGCGGUGGAGUCCCAGUGCCCCGGUGUGGUUUCUUGUGCUGAUAUUUUAGCCAUUGCUGCUCGAGAUGUUGUUGUCUUGGCUGGAGGGCCUUGGUUCAAUGUAGAAUUGGGGCGUAAGGACGGAGUGAUUUCCAGCUCGGAUCGGGUCCCCGGAAACUUACCAAAACCCACUGACGACUGGAACACCCUAAAACUCCUCUUCGCCAAGAACAACCUCACCACCACCGAGCUCGUCGCCCUAUCCGGCGCUCACACCGUGGGGUUUUCUCACUGCAGCCGUUUCUCCGGCCGCCUCUACUCCAACCCGACGGACCCUUCCCUAGACCCGGACUACGCCCAGCAGCUGAAGCAGGAAUGCCCACCCAAUCCCGAAUCGGACCAAGUGGUGGUGAAGUUGGACCCCACAACGCCGGACGCUUUCGAUAAUGCGUAUUACCGGAACCUGGUGGCAGGGAAGGGAUUGCUUACUUCAGACCAGGAGCUGUUCAGCGAGCCGUCAACUCAGGAUACGGUUACGGGAUUCGCCAAUGGCGGGUCGGAGUUCUUCGCGGCGUUUGGGUCGGCAAUGAGAAGCCUCGGUAGGACAGGAGUGAAGACGGGGAACCAAGGUGAAGUUCGCAGGGACUGCACCGCCUUUAACUCUGCUCUGAAUUAA